UGAUUAGUGUUUCAACACCCCUUGGAACAGCUUUGCCUUGCCGGUACCUUCCAAAGGUGGUGAAAGAGAAUGUGGCAAUUGAAGGCUCCAGCUCAAGGCUCCUCACAUUUUGCCCGUGGGACUGUCAUUCUGUGUGGGUGCGAUCCACAAGCAGGAAGGCAAUGGUAUGCACAAGAAUUGGUUGAGGCCAAACCAUAAACUAGUUUCAACGGGCCAGGAGCAAGAGCACGGAGCAUAGCAGAGGGGACUGGAAGCUGCGAUCCAGAGUCCACAUCAUCAUACUCCUUCCAAGCAAAGCCACUCCAGUCACCAUAAGUUCACCUUUCAGCUACGAGUACCUUUCUAUUAAUACCUCCUUAAAAGAAGCAUUGGACGUUUGAGUCAGCUCGCAUCGCAUGUCUCAUUGCUGCUUUUACUCUUUUACUUACAUGUACUUGGGGAGUGAGACAAGCGAUUCAAUCAGCAAAGUUAGUUGAGAAACUCCAGAGACUGUCACAUAAUUUCUUGGUUGCAUUCCAAAAAGUCAAACUGCAAGGAAGCCACGAACUGAUCAGAAGUCAGAAUAGCUUAGCUACCCAAUACUGUACCAGGUAGUGCUAGCAACUAAGCUUGCUUCUUGUUCCACAAUCUCAUACUUCCUUUUCCAUGUACUUGCAACUUCCCAUGAGCUUCACUAGCAACAACAACAGCAACAGCAACAGCAAUAACAACUCCAAUAAUAACCAAGGCAGCGACGGCAACCAGAUCGAUGCCAAUCUCUUUACCAGCAGCUUUGGCGUUAUUAUUCCUCCUGGCUUUGUCCCGGGCAAUCGAGACAUUAUUUGUGGCAAAGCUGCCAAGCAACACAGUGGCAAUGAAUGGUGCCGUCGUCUCAUUGAGGUGGAGCUUCAGCAGUUCUGGGAACAAGCUAAGAAUAGUACCAAGAAACGAGCCAGUACCAGUAAAAAGAAAAAGAAAUCGUCCUUGUCAUUUACCCGCGAAGAAAAGGCAACCAUGGUCAACCGGAUUCUAUCCACCGUCAAGACGACCAAUACUCUCACGGGCGGCUUUGUACGGGUCGACCACAGAUCAGGUAGAUGGAUCCGUGUCCCGGACCAUCAAGCCCGGAAAAAGAUUCUCGAAAUCAUGCAGGAUGUAGCAGUCUCGUGGGGCAAGGCAGGUACGGAUACUUCGUUGUCGUCAGGAGAGAGGAACAGUGCCACCAACCUGCUCAACCAAAACUUUCUACAACAAUACGUGGCCAAACAAACGGCCGCGCUCCAUAAAUCAUCAGAACAACAAGACGGGAGCCCAGCGGCCAAACGAAGAAGAAUCGAUCAACAGGCCACCUCCAACAACACCAUGCCCCACCACAGCAAUGUCAAUAAUAGUACUGUGGCGGCAGCCCCAGCAGGAGCGAGGUUCAGUCCACCCUCUGCCUUUUCGGCCGCAUCCGUAGCUGCCGCCUUGUCCUCGCACGAUCUCGAGCCCAAUCCCGUCUUUCCGCCCAACGACCAUCCCUCUUCUUCCGUGGCAAGUAUCAGUGGCACCAGCCAACACUCGCAUGCCGCGGCCAGCAGAACUCACUCACCAGCAGCAGCGGCGGGGCGUACCGCCAUCAUGCACCAGGAUGGCCAAAUUCAUGAAGCGCUUCGACUGCAAAACUUUUUCGGGAUUCUCGAGGCGGCCAUUCCCGACGAUGCAUCAGAUCAAGACGCGGACCCCUUGGAGCCGAAUCCGUUCCCACGCUGAUCUAUCUGACCUGGCUGCCAAAGUAAUGCAGGCAGGCAACUUGCCUUUCAUAAAGCUUACAGCUUAACUGCCUGCCGGCCGCAAACUCCUCCUGCGAGGAGCAAUGAAGCGACGACGUCAUGCGAAGCAAACUCCCCUUGACCAUAUCAUUGUGUACUACUUUCCGUUCCUCACCAUACCACCUACAGAAGAAUCUAUUCUAUUCACGGCUUUGCUCUCUCAAGUUUUCGCCUGAAGACACGGGCGUUGCUUCUCUUGCCAAAACUAUGUACAAAAUAAUGACACAACAUUCAAUACUUUAUAAACUACUUUAGACAAAGUCCAUUACCUCGUUGGUC
Molecule: messenger RNA, 2069 nt
Organism: Seminavis robusta
Lineage: Eukaryota; Bacillariophyta; Bacillariophyceae; Naviculales; Naviculaceae
Source: the annotation of a GenBank genome assembly